Messenger RNA from Grosmannia clavigera kw1407, 1158 nucleotides. RefSeq names its product pyruvate dehydrogenase e1 beta subunit. Bases 1 to 1158 code for a protein of 385 amino acids. The transcript has 2 exons. Lineage: Eukaryota; Fungi; Ascomycota; Sordariomycetes; Ophiostomatales; Ophiostomataceae. The record is from RefSeq and is a predicted model, not a curated record. Gene Ontology annotation, biological process: pyruvate decarboxylation to acetyl-CoA. Gene Ontology annotation, molecular function: pyruvate dehydrogenase (acetyl-transferring) activity.
AUGUCCCGGUACCUCCGCCCGGUGUGUCGCCUGGCGACCUCCGUCGUGCGCAGUCCUGUUUCUUCUCAUGCGCUUCGCUCCACUCCGCUGUCUUCGCGGAGCACCCAGCUCCUGGCUUCCGGCAUAUCUGCUUCGCACCGGAGGACGUAUGCCUCAACUGGUAACGUCAAGGAGUACACGGUUCGUGAUGCCCUCAACGAAGCUCUCGCCGAGGAGCUCGAGGCCAACCCCAAGGUGUUCAUUCUCGGUGAGGAAGUCGCCCAAUACAACGGUGCCUAUAAGGUCACAAAGGGUCUCCUCGACCGCUUCGGCGAAAAGCGAGUUAUCGACACCCCAAUUACCGAGUCUGGCUUCUGUGGUUUGGCUGUUGGUGCCGCUCUGAGUGGCCUCCACCCAGUGUGCGAGUUCAUGACCUUCAAUUUCGCUAUGCAGGCCAUUGAUCAGAUCAUCAACUCAGCUGCCAAGACGCUCUACAUGUCCGGUGGCAUUCAACCCUGCAACAUUACCUUCCGUGGCCCCAAUGGAUUUGCUUCUGGUGUCGCUGCCCAGCAUUCACAGGACUACAGUGCCUGGUAUGGUAGCAUACCUGGUCUCAAGGUGGUCUCGCCUUGGAGCGCCGAGGAUGCAAAGGGCCUGCUGAAGGCUGCCAUCCGUGACCCAAACCCGGUUGUAUUCCUAGAGAACGAGCUCAUGUAUGGCCAGUCCUUCCCUAUGUCGGAAGCUGCCCAGAAGGACGACUUCGUCAUUCCUUUCGGCAAGGCCAAGAUCGAGCGCCCCGGAAAGGACUUGACUAUGGUGACGCUCUCGCGCUGUGUAGGCCAAACUCUGGUCGCUGCCGAGAAUCUGAAGAAGAAGUACGGAAUUGAAGCGGAGGUCAUCAACCUCCGCUCCAUCAAGCCGCUUGACGUUGAGGCCAUUGUCAAGUCUGUCAAGAAGACCCACCGUCUUGUGUCGGUUGAGUCGGGCUACCCUGCGUUCGGUGUCGGUGCGGAGAUUCUGGCCCUCACUAUGGAGUACGCCUUCGAUUACCUUGACGCCCCGGCCCAGCGCAUCACCGGCUCUGAUGUGCCUACACCCUAUGCUGCGAAGCUGGAGGAGCUGAGCUUCCCAACUGAGAGCCUCAUCGAGGACUAUGCUGCGAAGCUGCUUCGGGUGUAA